AAUUAAGGAAAGUCAAGUCAAUUUAGAGAAAUACUGUCUCCAAACCUUCCUCUCUUCCACUGUAAAAUCCUCAUAAGUCCAUUUAUAUCCAACAAGGUGGUAUCAAAGCAUAUCCAAAUGGCAAGUGGGAAUCUGAUUUCAUUAUAGGUUCCAAAAUUCUCAAAAGAAAAGUUUGACAAUUGGUGCAUUCGAAUGAAGGCAAUACUCAGUGCACAUGAUUUGUGGGAAAUUGUUGAGAGUGGAUAUGCAGCUUCUCAAGACAUAACAUUGGAUGAGGUUAACUUCGAGAAGGUUUCUAAUGCCACCACAGCAAAGCAGUUGUGGGAGAAGCUUCAAGCUGCCUAUAAAGGAAAAGAGCAGGCAAAGAAAGUUCGCCUCCAAAGUUUAAGAGGUGAAUUUGAAGCUGUCCAAAUGAAGGAGACAGAAAAGGUGUCAGAUCAUAUUUCAAGGGUCAUGGGGAUUGCCAACCAGGUGAGAAGGCUUGAUGAAAAGGUGACUGAUUUAAAGAUUAUUGAAAAAAUUCUUAGAUUAGUUACAGAGAAAUUUGAUUAUGUGGUAACGGCCAUUGAAGAAUCAAAAGACUUGGAAGACAUGAUUGUUAAGGAGUUAAGUGAUUCACUUGAAGCACAUGAGGAAAAGCUCAACAGAAGAAAGAAAGAAUCCUUGGAGCAGGUUCUACAGUCAACACUUUCUCUGAAUGAUAAAGAACAAAAAGGAGGCGCAAGUCAAGGAGGACAAGGUCGCGGCCGUGGAUGCGGUCGUGGUCAAGGACUUGGAAGAGGAGGAAGAAGUGCUGAGAAUAUUAACCAAAAUGAAGAUAAAAAAGUUAAUGAAGAGGUGGAGACAACUCUCUGGUUGGCCUACACAAAAAUGAAGAAUGAAGAAAAGCACUCUUGGUACCUUGAUACUGAAGCAAACAACCGCAUGUGUGGAAACAAAGAAGUAUUGGUGAAGCUUGAUGAGAAAGUUAGCGGCACAAGCACCUUUGGAGACUCCUCCAAAAUACCAGUGAGGGAUUCUUCAUGGCUAUGGCAUUUGAGAUUUGGGCAUAUGAACUUUGGAGGACUUAAAGCUAUGGCUAGCAGAAGAAUGGUGAAAGGUUUACCUUCAAUGAAUCAACCUGAUCAACUCUGUGAAGGUUGUCUUCUUGGAUCGCCACAACAGAACGAAGUGGUGGAAAGAAAAAGCAGAACUAUUCUAAAUAUGGCAAGAGGCAUGAUGAAGACCAAGAAGAUGCUGAGAGAGUUCUGGGCUGAAGCUGUUAAGUGUGCAGUCUACUUGCUUAACUGUUGCACAACAAAAGCAAUUGAUAAUAAAACUUUAAUUGAAUUAUGGAGUGGAAGAAAGCCCUCAGUCCAUCACUUGAAGGUCUUUGGAAGCAUUGCAUUUGCCCAUAUUCAUGAUGAAAAACGCACCAAGCUUGAUGACAAGUGCAAGAAAUAUGUGUUUGUUGGUUAUGAUUCUAGAACAAAAGGGUACAGGCUUUACGAUCCAAAUGGCAACAAAGCAAUGAUCAAUGAAGAUGAUGAAGAUGAAAGGCAAAAAAUCAUUACUCCCCCAGCAUCACCAACUUGUGGUGAAAACGCAUCUCUAGAAGGAAGCUCAAGGGAAGGGCCUUUGCAAACAAGGAGGCGUAGUGAUAUAUAUCGAGAAACUGAAGAAAUUGAAGGAACUAAUGCUGUUACACUAUUAUGUCUCUUUGCAGAUAGUAAGCCUAUUCACUUCAAUAAGGCUACCAAAGACACAAAGUGGAGAAGAGCUAUGGACGAGGAGAUGAAUGAAAUAAAAAAGAAUGAUACUUGGGAGCUAGUCAAUCUUCCUCAAGGACAUGCUACUAUCAAAGUUAAAACGGGUGUUCAAAGAGAAGAAGAAUUCCAAAGGAGAAGUGGAAACAUAUAAAGCUCCUUCCUUAGUCCAAUCCUUGCUUGAUGGAAUGUCAAUGAUGUUUUCAUGCCUAAAUACUGUGGUUUUAGAUGAGUGUGAGUUGGGGGGGGGGGAUUUUGUAUCCAGUGUAUAAGGCCUUGAAUUCUUCAUUAGUUAAGUCCGAAAAUUUAUUGAGAUUAAGCUUGCAGGUACGGUUUCCUUCACUGUUGAAUUUCUCAAUAAACUCCAAGUUGUCCU
Molecule: messenger RNA, 2121 nt
Organism: Rubroshorea leprosula
Lineage: Eukaryota; Viridiplantae; Streptophyta; Magnoliopsida; Malvales; Dipterocarpaceae
Source: the annotation of a GenBank genome assembly